[Candida] anglica is the source of this 639-nucleotide messenger RNA. The record is from the annotation of a GenBank genome assembly. Lineage: Eukaryota; Fungi; Ascomycota; Pichiomycetes; Serinales; Debaryomycetaceae.
AUGUCCAUGGAUAUUUAUCAAAAGUUGUUAGAGGUUCUUGUAUUCCACCGAAAUGAAGGUAUUCCCUUGAAGGUCCCAUUAAACUCGGUUAACGUAGUCCCUCCAAAUCUAUUCUUGGAUUUGAACAAGCGGUCAUUUAACAUUUCUGAUUCAGAUAUUAAUAAUGCAGAAACAUACACCAACCAUUUGAUUGCUGCUGGAGCUCCUGAACCAGAAAUCCAAUAUUCUUUGUAUUAUCAAACCAGAUUGAAACAGCAAGUGGUGCUGUGCACCAGUAGACCAUUGGAAAUGGAUUUACAGGCUGAUGCAAUCUGUAUGUUACUCAAGUUAGCAUUAGAAAGAAAUUCUGAAUUACUAGCCCUUCAGAAGAGAGUGACUGAGCUUGAAACUGAGAUUGCACCUCUCAAGAUUGAAGUAUUGAAUAGUAGGAUUCGUAUGCAUAAUAUCCUUCUUGGAGGCGGGAUAAACGGAAAUGAAUACCAUGUCUUAUACAAUGAGAAGGGUCAACUCCCAAUAGAUGUUGGACUUGUAAACAUCACAUCAGUUAAAGAGAUUGAUGAGAUGGACCCAAAACAACUCGAUAAGUAUCUUGAAUUCAACCGGUACCCAAUUCCUACACUGCUAAACGUGCUGCAUUAA